UGUGACGACCUGAAGCUUUGGAGACGUGGGGUUACACCGAAAGCGGCGUCCGCAUGGCUGGCACAUGGCACUAAGGUAGCUUUCAACUAGGAGCUGAGACUCCAACCCCUCCGCCGUUUUCUUUGCCAGAGAACCUCACUUUGACUCUCCAACAUCUACAAGAUACAUCAGAUCCAUCAAAUUUCUCAGGAUAUCACGACCGAAAAGAUGGCUGUUGUUCUGAUCUUCGCCGUCGCAGUCUUCUUGGGACUACUGGUGAAGGAAUUCUACUCUUGGUAUCGGCUAUCCCAUGUCCCUGGGCCGUUCUGGCAUGGAAUCACUGGGUUUUCGAUGGCGCGAGCUGCGUUAAAUGGGUCGGUUCAUGAGUACUACAUGGAAAUGCAUGAGAAGUACGGCCCCUUGGUUCGUAUCGGGCCCAAUACCGUCAUGUUCAGCGAUGGCGACACGCUUAGAAAGAUUGCCGGCACUCGCAGUAAGUACAUCAAGGGCGAGUGGUACGCAGUCGGAAGAACCACUCCGGGAGAGGAUCACUUAUUCUCGAUGCGAGAUGAGGAGAAGCGCAAGUAUUUGAAGAGCAAAAUGGGACCUGGUUAUUCAGGCUUGGAGAACGGAGGGUUUGAAGCUGGUAUAGAUAAAAAUAUCGCAGCGUUCGUUGACCUCAUCGACCGCAAGUACAUCUCCACCGCAAAGGACUUCAGACCGAUGGACAUGGCCAGUAAAUCAACUUACUUUGCCCUUGAUGUCAUCAGCGAGCUUAGCUUCGGUACCCCAUAUGGCUUCCUCAAAGAAGAUCGAGAUCUGUACCAGUAUGUUGCCACGAAAGACGCCUUCUUUCCGGUCAUGAUCACUAUGGGAAACGUGCCGUGGUUGGCUACGCUUAUGCACAGUUGGCCUCUCAAUCUGGGGCUGCCAAAGUCCGGAGAUUCAGCUGGAUUUGGAGCGCUUAUGGGGUUUGCCAAAACCUUUGUUGAUGGACGGCUGGCUCCGGAUACGAAGCCCGGCCGGGACAUGAUUCAAUCAUUUAUCAAUGCUGGUCUGACGAGGGAAGAGCUGACACAGGAAGUUUAUGUUGAAACCAUUGCUGGUUCUGACACCACGGCAACGGCCAUCCGUAUGAUUCUCCUUUCACUCUUGUCCAAUCCGCAAGCCUUCACAGCCCUCCGCGCCGAGAUUGAUACUCUCGUCUCCAACAAGAUGAUUAGUUCCCCAGUCAAAGAUUCGGAAGCGAGAUUCAUGCCAUAUCUUCAAGCUGUGAUACGCGAAGGUCUUCGUCUGUACCCACCAUCUACCGGCAUUGUCAGCAAGCAGGUCCCAUCAGAAGGGGACAUGAUCCAUGGAUAUCGACUGCGUCCAGGGACGCAGCUGGGAGAGAACGUGUGCAGCAUCGGCCGAUCGAAGGAGAUUUUCGGACCAGAUGCACACCUAUUCAGGCCAGAGAGGUGGAUAGAUGCAGCAAUGUCUGAAGACGAAGGGAGGUACAAGGCGAUGAUAUCAAACACCGAUAUGGUCUUUGGGUAUGGCAAGUUUUACUGCAUGGGAAGGAAUAUCGCAUUGAUGGAGCUGAACAAGGUCUUCGUCGAGCUUCUACGUAGAUAUGAUUUCGCUAUUGCAAAGCCUGAAAAGCCUAUGAGAUUGUGGAGUGCAGGAUUUUGGAUAACACAUGACUUCUGGUUGAGGAUCACGCUGAGAGGACGGUGAUAGCUAGAAUACCAGAGUUGAGAUUGCGAUGUUCCAGUCCUAUCUUAUCUAAAACUUUAGGUAUUAAUUGGUAUCGUGAAACCAUAUCAGUAGGGUGAUGCAAAACUUCAGCUUGCUUGAACUCAUGUAGAUGUCGAAACACGUAUUUAAUUGUGGUUCUGGCCAGGAGUUGCUUCUGCGAAACUUACAACCGAUCCGUGAAAAUCGCGGAAGCCGUGACGGAAGUUAAAGGGUCACAUCGUCUACGAACAAAAUGUUCAGAAGGGCCUGUGCACUGCGGUCUUGGUAUUUGACUCCACGGCCAUCAGGACACGCACCUACGGCAGGUC
Messenger RNA from Colletotrichum acutatum, 2027 nucleotides. Its product is annotated as cytochrome P450. The record is from RefSeq and is a predicted model, not a curated record. Bases 208 to 1698 code for a protein of 496 amino acids. NCBI's taxonomy places the organism in Eukaryota, Fungi, Ascomycota, Sordariomycetes, Glomerellales, Glomerellaceae. The transcript has 6 exons. Gene Ontology annotation, molecular function: monooxygenase activity; iron ion binding; heme binding.